AUGGCGGAAGCAUCAAGCUACCAACAUCUUCAAGCUGGCGAGAUACGAUUGAUGGUCCUUCUGCCUGGGAAUGCCCGAGACCAGCUCAGCGUCAGACUAGUGACAUCGAGUCUUCAGGCAGAUGGGAGAGCAGCUGCAGCAGCAUACGAGGCUUUAUCCUAUCAAUGGGGGCCGCCUUCACCAGCACGGAUUAUCACCGUAGAUGGGCAACCUGUUGAGAUCCGCGAAAACCUUUAUAUGGCUCUCAUUGCCUUGAGAGAUAAGCAGUUUCCUCGCUGCCUCUGGGUAGAUGCUCUCUGUAUCAACCAGCGAAAUGAUGUAGAGAGGGGUAGUCAGGUUUCGAUUAUGAGCAAGAUUUUCCGUCAGGCAGCGAAGGUCCUUGUAUGGCUUGGAGCAGCGGACGACGAUAGCGAUCUGUUGUUCGAGCUCAUGGCUAAAGUUGAAGGAAGACUUGAUCGCUUGGAUAGCCUGAUCACCGUUUGGGGCCAAGCAGGCGUGGAUGUCUCUACCUUGACAAAACAGAGAAUUCAGUCAGCAUUCUUGUCUGUCAGCCGCCGACCUUACUGGACAAGACUUUGGAUUAUCCAGGAAGUGCUAUCGGCUUCUUCGAUCGACUUGCUUUGUGGUUCAAAAAUACUGCCUUGGGCGCUUUUCUCUUCCGGCCUUGAAGCUAAUGGAAAUCUGAAGAUUUCCCCAGAUAUCGAGUCUUGCGCAUUGACACCUGCCUAUGCCAUUGCGGCGAAACAGUCAUAUCACAAUCAUGUCUAUCCCAUCAGAGACCUCGUCCAACUAUGCGAUAUUUGUAAUUCACAAUGUGAAGAUGUUCGAGACAAAAUUUAUGGGCUGAUCAGCAUCGCGAAAGACUUCGACAUCGCUCCUGACUAUACCAAAAGUACAACAGAAUUAUGUUUAGAUAUAUUCAAAUACCUCAACCAAGAUCACCUUGCCGAAAGCACCCGCUCUCGCUAUCCGAGUAACAAGUACUUAGAUGAAACUUUGUUUCGGACCCUUCAACGCCUGCUGAUGAACCCUUUUUGGGACCCUGUGGAGUCAUGUUAUCCUGCUGUGGAUGAAGGUGUCAUGAGCACCUGGGCUCGAUCCAGUCGAUCAUAUACUGUAGUGAUUCACCAAUAUAGCGAGAUACUGAAAGUAGGCUCGGUGAUUGACUAUACGAGAAACAUUACGGAAUCCUCGAUAAUCCAGCCUAAGCCCCAACGGCUGACCAAUGGCACUAUGCUAACGCAAGACGCGAUAUCACGAAAGCUUUUAUCUCUCGCAACGCACGAAAUUCAUGAAACUACAGCUAUGCGGGAAGUUUACACGAGAUCAGGAAAUACUGAUGAGUAUAUUAAAAUCAAUGGCCCGACUAGGAGCACCAAUUCGAAUGGCAAAGUGAGGACGUUUCUGGGAUCAAAUGACGAAGAUGGGAUAGCAUUAUGUGAGAUUCAGGAAUCUGACAUGCUGUGUCUCGCCAAUGGCAUUGAAGAAUAUUUUGUCAUCCGGAUCGAGACUGAACGCAAAUUUGUCUUGAUCGGGCGAGCGAUACGGUUUUUUAUCGAGGGGCACCGACACAAAGCUCGCGAUGACGCAUAUAAUGCGAGGACCAGACCAUCUUUUCGAUGCAAAUUUAACUUGAACACUCUUUUCCUAUUGAAUAGAUAA
This is a messenger RNA of Cadophora gregata, 1662 nucleotides long. RefSeq lists its product as uncharacterized. NCBI's taxonomy places the organism in Eukaryota, Fungi, Ascomycota, Leotiomycetes, Helotiales, Ploettnerulaceae. The transcript has 2 exons. The coding region runs from base 1 to 1662 and encodes 553 amino acids. The record is from RefSeq and is a predicted model, not a curated record.